Messenger RNA from Peniophora sp. CBMAI 1063, 1095 nucleotides. NCBI's taxonomy places the organism in Eukaryota, Fungi, Basidiomycota, Agaricomycetes, Russulales, Peniophoraceae. The record is from the annotation of a GenBank genome assembly.
AUGCAGCCUCGCGCUCUCAUUCCCUUUGUCGUCGCCGCGCUCACCAGCUCCGUUCUGUCGGUGCCAAGCCCUUCUGGGACUGAAAUGGCCAAGCGCGCUACCUGCACGGUCAACAGCAUCGCGUCAGCGUCCAACCUCUCAUCCUGCACAUCCGUCGUCAUCGAGGCCUUCUCUGUUCCGUCAGGCAAUACGCUCACGAUCAAGGCAGCAAAGGGUGCCUCUGUAAGUAUGCAGGGCUCGGUCACCUUCUCCAAGACCACGUCCGCCGGCCCAUUGUUCACCCUCGAUACCGACGACGUGACAUUCAACGGCAAUGGGUUUAGUUUCAAAGGCAAUGGCGCUGAGUACUGGGAUGGGGAGGGCACGAGCGGCGGAACGACGAAACCGCACCCAUUCGUCAAGUUUCAGGGAUUCGGCACCUUCACGGACUUCAUCAUCAAGGAUUCGCCUGCGCAUGCCAUCUCGGUUGGCACAAGCGGUGGAUCAGCCGUCUUCAGCAACGUCCUGGUUGACAACCUCGAUGGAGCGUCUCUAGGGAAGAAUACAGAUGGAUUUGACGUGUCUGCUGACGAUGUCACGAUCACGGGCUCGACGGUGAUCAAUCAGGACGAUUGCCUCGCAUUCAACUCCGGUUCAAACCUUCUCUUCGAGAACAACCAUUGCACUGGCGGUCAUGGCAUCUCCAUCGGUUCCAUAUCCGGCAGCAAGUCAGUCUCUGGAGUAACGAUCUCUGGUAACACCGUUACCGAGUCUAUGUAUGGCAUGCGUAUUAAGGUUGACACCGACGCAACAGGGACCGUGUCAGACGUAACGUACUCGGGGAACAGCAUCUCUGCAAACGACAAGUACGGGUUCUUGAUCACUCAGAGCUACUCAGAGGACUUCGGUACUCCCGGCACGAAGAGUACCGUCUCGAACAUCAACUUCACCGGCUCAAAGACGACUGUCACAACUACCGGAAAGAAGCCGGUCGUUGGGAUCGACUGUGGACACUGUACGGGCACUUGGAACUGGGCGGAUCUUGACGCCACAGGCGGGGAAGCCUCAGACCUCGUUCUCGGUGGCGGCGUGAAGAUCUCGGGCGGGACUUUCUAA